Penicillium oxalicum is the source of this 3714-nucleotide messenger RNA. RefSeq names its product putative cell division control protein Cdc25. NCBI's taxonomy places the organism in Eukaryota, Fungi, Ascomycota, Eurotiomycetes, Eurotiales, Aspergillaceae. The record is from RefSeq and is a predicted model, not a curated record. The transcript has 3 exons. Gene Ontology annotation, molecular function: protein binding; guanyl-nucleotide exchange factor activity. The coding region runs from base 1 to 3714 and encodes 1237 amino acids. Gene Ontology annotation, cellular component: plasma membrane. Gene Ontology annotation, biological process: positive regulation of GTPase activity; Ras protein signal transduction.
AUGAUCGACUUCCGCGCGGCAGACUUGGCUGUCCACACGGGAUCGGUCCCGGCCUCCAAAGCUGGAGCUUUUGCGACCACGUUCGAACUCACCGACGACCAAACUGCCACCCCAACUGCCGCCGCUCGUCACCGGCUCAGGGGCUCAAGCGUGUCUCUUCAUUCCACCGAAUCGAUUUCCUCUCCUCGGGGCAGAAAGAUGGCGACCGGAUAUGCGGUCAGCCCCGAACCGCCCGCGCUGUUUGUGCGGGCCAUGUAUGACUAUGAUGCCGAUGACCAUACCAGCUUGAGCUUUCGCCGUGGAGAUAUCAUUCAGGUCCUCAAUCAACUCGAGACCGGCUGGUGGGAUGGCGUGAUCGACAACACUCGCGGGUGGUUCCCCAGCAAUUAUUGUACCAUCAUCACCGAGGCCGACGAGUUCGGCGAGCAAAUGGCGCACGGCCAGCACGAGACGGAAUUAAGCGCAGAAUCCGGUGUUGAAGACGAUGGCACCAACGGCCGGGCGGGGGAUGAAGAGCUGGACUCUGAUGCUCAUCCCUAUGAAUCGCAAUCCGACCUCCCUGGCGAAGGCGGCGCUGGGGCCGUAAACGAGCAGGAAGAAGCGGCAUUCUGGAUCCCGCAGGCGACCCCGGAUGGGCGCCUGUUCUACUUCAACACUCUAACAGGGUACUCCACCAUGGAGUUGCCCUUUGAGAACCCCGCCGCCAACGAGACCGGCCCUCGAGACCGGACGAAUUUCUUUGUCCCCGAUCAGACCCGCCCGCCGCCAGAGCUGAUGGCGCGCGGAUUUGAGCGGGACGAGGAUGAUUACGAUGGCUCCGCAUCGGAAGCGGAAGGCGAGUCGUUGAUGCUUGCUUCCCAGGAUUCAAUGUCCCGUCGUCGACAGUCAUUCAUGGAUGGCGUAUCGCCCGCCACGUCCAUGGACUCACUUCACACGCCAGCCUCGAAGGAAUUCACACAGCACUCCUCCUUGCGAAGCCACGGCACUUUCAGUAGUGGUACAACGACCAGCGCCAACACGUCCAUCACUGAGAGCUUUGCAAGACCAUCCAUUUCCUCUGGCACACCUCGGCACUUUGUCGAUGACGGCUUGUCACCUCCGGUAACAUGGCCCCUUCUGGUUGACAACAUGCGGCAUGCGGUAGAAGCCUACCGACAGGCGCUGUUCGCGCGUGACCGAUCUGAAUAUGUCCGACGAGCUGAAGAUAUCUCCGACCAUCUGCGCAUGCUGCUGGCGGCGGGUUCGGACACCACCGACAAUCACUCAGGAAACCCAUCCAUCAUUUCGACGAACAAGGCGCUGUACCCCUACUUCCGUGAUAUGAUGUCCAAGUUUUCUAAACUGGUUCUCUCCUCACACAUCGCUGCUGCAGAUUGGCCGGGCCCUGACUCGGUCAACAAGUGCCUCCAGGAAGCGGAUGGCGUCAUGCAGGGAGUUUAUGGCUAUGUGGAUGUCGCACGACAGCAGCGAGGUGAAAGCAUCAGCCGUAUCGUUCCUGGAUUUGUCAGUGGCAGUAGCCGUGGUGGCAGUUGGCAAAACAACGGCGUUGCUCUCGAUUCGUCCGGGCCAACAUCAUUCCUGGUCCCCGAUCAUAACGAUUCACGACCCGAGUCUUCAGUUUCUCUGGAUCCGGCACUAUUGGACCACAUUGAUGUUCAGCGACGGUCAUUCGUCGGGAGCAUCCGUCGAUUGGAAGAAAAGCUGGGCCUUGACAAAAAGAUUGUGACACCUGCCGAACAUAGCCAGCUCGCGGACGCCAUUUCAGCGGCGGCGAUCAAGGUCACUGAGCAAUUCCGGCCAUGGAUCUCCACCAUUGAAUCGAUUAACCUCGUCCCAUUGGGAACCAGCUUCCAGAAUCCACAGCUUGUUGACUUCAGUCUGCAGAAGCAGCGAGUCUAUGAUGGAAUUGGUGACUUUAUACUUAGCUGUCAAGCAGUCUCCGCUCCUCUAUCCGAUGAAUGGGCGGAGUUGCGUGGCGACUCUCUUGAUGACCGACUCACAGCGGUGCGGAUGGUAGCCAAGCAACUGGAGAACUUCGUCUCCCAGAUCGGAUUCUCACUGUCUCUGCUCUUAGAGCAGAUACCGGACGACCAGUCAGACGCACUGCGUAGCGAAAGCCGUCUGGAUGAAGAGGAUGAAUCGCUCAACCGGGGCGCUCAUGCUCGCAGUGAGUCUCAAGCGAAGGUUGCAAACGAGUCGAUUGGAAUCCCCUCAUCGUAUGCCUUGGGUGGUGACAAGGUACGUCGCAACAUGGACAAGGCUCAGCGAUUCUUCGGACAGGCCCCUCCUUCCUCCGUGACGCGGGAGCCAGCCGUUCGGGAGCCCGUUCGGGAACCGGAAGAAACACCCUGGUUCCUCAAGAUGGAUCACGAAGGCGAAGUGUUCUAUGAUACCAAGGCCGAUGUUCCGCUGCUCAAGUGCGGAACAUUGGCGGGUUUGGUGGAGCAUCUCACUCGCCACGACAAGCUGGAUGCAUCCUUCAACAACACCUUCCUUCUCACCUAUCGCUCCUUUACCACUGCCGCAGAACUCUUUGAAAUGCUGGUGCAACGCUUCAACAUUCAGCCUCCAUUUGGUCUCAACUCAGAUGAUAUGCAAAUGUGGAUUGACCGCAAGCAGAAGCCCAUUCGCUUCCGAGUAGUCAACAUUUUGAAAAGCUGGUUCGACCAUUUCUGGAUGGAGUCGAAUGACGAGACGAAUAUGGAUCUCCUACGUCGUGUCCACGCCUUUACAAGGGACUCCAUUGCCACCACAAAGACACCUGGAGCACCCACCCUCCUUGCGGUCAUUGAGCAAAGGCUUCGGGGACAGGACAAUUCUGUGAAACGUCUGGUUCCCACUCAGAAUACAGCUGCACCCACGCCAAUCAUACCAAAGAACAUGAAAAAGUUGAAGUUCUUGGACAUUGAUCCCAUCGAAUUUGCUCGCCAACUGACCAUCAUCGAGUCCCGACUGUACUCCAAGAUCCGGCCCACGGAGUGCUUGAACAAAACCUGGCAGAAAAAGGUCGGACCGGACGAGCCAGAGCCGGCCACGAACGUCAAGGCCCUGAUUCUCCAUUCCAAUCAACUGACAAAUUGGGUUGCGGAGAUGAUCCUCACCCAGAGCGACGUCAAGAAGCGCGUCGUUGUGAUCAAGCACUUUGUCAAUGUUGCCGAUAAAUGUCGGGCACUAAACAACUAUUCCACACUCACUUCCAUCAUCUCCGCCUUAGGAACUGCUCCAAUCCAUCGUUUAGGUCGAACCUGGGGACAAGUCAGUGGGCGCACAUCGACCGUUUUGGAGCAGAUGCGGCGCCUCAUGGCCAGUACGAAGAACUUUGGCGAAUACCGCGAAACUUUACAUCUUGCCAAUCCGCCUUGUAUUCCAUUUUUCGGUGUCUACCUCACGGAUUUGACUUUCAUCGAGGAUGGCAUUCCCUCACUCACGCCAUCUGAAUUGAUUAACUUCAAUAAGCGAGCAAAGACCGCUGAGGUCAUCCGAGACAUUCAGCAGUAUCAAAACGUUCCUUAUCUCCUUCAACCUGUCCCUGAGCUGCAGGACUACAUUCUCAGCAACUUGCAGGCAGCAGGUGAUGUCCACGACAUGUACGACCGAAGUCUUGAGAUUGAGCCUAGAGAACGUGAGGACGAAAAGAUUGCAAGGUAUGCCGAACAAGCGCUCCGGGAUAAGAACUCGUUGCUCUUCGCAAGCACAGUCGCUGUAUUGCGUUGA